GUUUAUUGUUUUUCCUAUUGGUUGGUAGAUUGGGUGUAUGUCUUUACAUUUAUUGAUUGCUGAUUGAUCUGAACGCCAAGCUUCUAGGAAUCAUCUAGUAUUGUUUAUGUUUACUGUGUACAUUUUCAAAAUCAAAUUCAUAUCCAUAAUUGUCCACAAGCAUUGAUACAAGUAAUAAAAUGUGACGUUAAAUUGCUAAUUGAUAUUUAUGGGGACGAAGGCGAAAAAGGCAUUCGGCUUAACCGAUUUCAUAUUGAAACUAUGGAAGAAAUAUUUCGACGCGUGCAUUUUAGAGAAAUAGAUUUGAAAAUACGUUUCUGGAUGAGCAGUCUGCUUCUUCUCUGUUUGAUAUGUUAUUGCAUUAUGAAAGUUGCACAGAUUUAUCCAUAAGUUUAAGUUUGGAUAAGUCCGGUCCUAGUCAAGCAUGGAGUCGUUGUGUUGCAUUUAUCAGAAAAUCAUCUGCACUACGUCAUUUUACAUUGAGUCAUACACCGUUAAGUAUUGGAAAUUUUCUUCGUCUCAGUUUUUACGGUUUAUGCUUGGAGCGUUUAUGCUUUGUCGACUGUAAUUUAUCUGGUCACGCAAUAUUUGGAUUGAUUCAAUGGUUACGUAUUCUGUUGAGCUCUACAAGUUUGCAUCCACCUGUACGAGAUAAAUCAGCGAAUUCUAGUGGAUCAAACAAAUUUCGUGGAUGGAGAAGUCGAACGUUUUCACAUUCUUCAGGGUUACGUGCAUUGCAUACAAACAUUACUGUACCUGAUUAUACUAAAACGACGACUACUCUUAAUGAUGCCAAUAAACCUUCUGUAUGGGAAUUAAAAUUAGGCUUAAUGAAUAAUAAAUUAACUGCAACAGAUGCUGAAGCGAUAGUACCCAUAAUUCGUCAUCAGUUGUUGAUUCCUGAAAUUCCUAAAUCAAAAAUCAUCAAAUCAGAUAGCGCUUAUGAUGACAAACAUAAGAAUGAUAGUUUGUCCGAUGCAACAAUGCAUAAUCCAUGUGCGAAGUUUGAACAAAUGAAAAAGUCCAAUUCUUUGUCAUCAACCCUGUGUGAUGUACUACCCGUUGGUGGGAUUGGUUAUUUAUCAGAAUUGGAUUUAUCUCAUAAUAACCUUGGUGAUGAUGGCUUAGGAAUACUCUGUACUGGAUUACUUCAAUGCUAUCGAAAUCGUUUACGUGAACGUCCUUCAGCUGCAAGCAAUCAAGAAGCUACUGACAAAACAGUAUCAUGUUCAUCAUCGAAUGAUUCAGUUUCAGAAUCUAAUGUUUGCUGUACAGAAACAAUACCUAUGAAAGUGUGUGGUUUAGAGCGAUUGUGUCUUGUAAACAAUAAUAUUGGCAUUCAGGGAAUGCAAUCGUUGGCAUUAGUAUUGAUGCAAACACCGGAAUCGUUGGUUUCAUUAGUCGGUGGUUUAGUCAGCUUAGAUUUAAGUUAUAAUUCAAAUAUUGGUGAUAAAGGUGUGGAAAUAUUAAGUGAAGGUUUGAUUAGAAACCAUAGUUUAAGGGAACUAUAUCUUCGAUCUGUUCAGAUGUCUUUCCCAGGAAUUUUCGCUUUGUCCAGUUUUCUGAGUGAAUCAAAAUGUCUAACACAUUUAGACAUACGUAACAACGAUUUGGACUUAGCCUCCUUAAUGGCAUUGUCAAAAACUCUAUUCAUCAAUAAAACAAUGAUAAGUCUAUUUUCAGAUGCCCGUCGGUUGGUGAAUUGUCAGUCUGACAUGUCAGAUAAGGAUAGAGAAUUGAUCGACUCACUUAUCAGAAAUAUUGAAUCGAAUCUCAGGAGAAAUCGUUCAGAAUUAGAAGUGGACAGUGUGAAUCGCAAUAAUAUUCAUACUGUAGAUACAAACUGUGAUACAACAACUCCCACUAGUAGUUAUUCUAAUCUCUUGAUAGAUGCUGCUCAUAAAGAUGCACCAUUGAAACAAUCUAAUACAUUAAUCAAUACUGUCCCCAUCGUAAACAAUGAUGAUAAUAAUAUGUCAGAAAGCUGCAAUCAUUCAACGAUAUUAAAUCAUGAAAUACCAGUGAGACAGACAGUAGAUAUAUCAAUCACAUCAAACUUUCAUCCCAUUGAUAAUAACCUGCCUUUGGAUAAUAUAUUCAAGGUGAAUAAAGAAUCUGAAGAGAAAAUCAUUGACAAUUUCAAUAGUAUAACAGAUUCCCCUGAUUCUAUCAGUGAAUUGACCAGUUGUAAAAUAGAUAGUAGAAAAAUGAAUUUGAUAAAUGUAACAAGUAUGAAUGAAAAGAUUUCAGAAUUAUCGAUCGACGAAUUCAUGAAUAAAAGUGGAAAAGAAGAAGAAACAAUUUCCUCACCUCAUAACUCUAAAGAUAUAGAAGUAUCUGUUCAAAACUCUGCAUAUUGUUUAAAUGAUAUUUCUAAAGGUGUUAUAGCUGAUUUAUCGGAUAGUAAACAUGAAUCACUAGAUUCUUAUGAUUAUGAUCUACAAAAAUCAUCUUCAUUUGAUGAAUUAAAAGGCCAGAAUCAUGUUGACUGUACACAUAGUGAUAAUGUUAACAAUAAUACAAGUAUUAAAACUGUUAUCAAACAAAAGUCAAAGAAAAAUAAGAAAAUUUCUCAACAUAAUAAGCAUACUCCUUCAUCAUCAUCAUCAUCAUCAUCAAAGAGUCAUCCUAAAGUUAAUACAAGUGGAGUUUAA
Heterobilharzia americana is the source of this 2654-nucleotide messenger RNA. Lineage: Eukaryota; Metazoa; Platyhelminthes; Trematoda; Strigeidida; Schistosomatidae. The record is from the annotation of a GenBank genome assembly.